Molecule: messenger RNA, 1018 nt
Organism: Folsomia candida
Lineage: Eukaryota; Metazoa; Arthropoda; Collembola; Entomobryomorpha; Isotomidae
Gene: Polr3H
Product: DNA-directed RNA polymerase III subunit RPC8
Exons: 4
Coding region: 159-848 (229 amino acids)
Biological process (GO): transcription initiation at RNA polymerase III promoter; DNA-templated transcription
Cellular component (GO): RNA polymerase III complex
Source: RefSeq, a predicted model, not a curated record
UGGUCAUGUUGAAAAGUACAGAAAUAAAACAUGUGCUCGCUCUUAUAAUUAAAAAUUAUUAUUUAUUUCUGUAUUUGUCGUUAGUUUAGUAUUGUUUCGGGAUCAAUUACUUUAAGCAGGCAUUUUUUAAGACCUUAAGGAAGUACAGAACUUGUGACAUGUUUCAACUGUACGAGUUAACUCGAGAGGUACGAAUCGAGCCUCAUAAUUUGGGCCAUGACCGGGUUGAAGCCAUAACGGACGAAUUAAACAACAAACUAGCCAACAGGGUAGUUCUCGGUGUGGGAUUAUGCAUGUCAUUGUGGGAUAUCAAAGAAAUUAGAAAUGGUGUCAUUUAUCCUAGCGAUGGUGGUGUCCAUUCUGUCGUCAAGUUUAGAUACAUCGUCUUUCGACCAUUUCAAGAUGAGAUACUAGUCGGCAAAAUUAAAAGGUGUACACCGGACGGAGUCCAUGUAACACUCGGAUUCUUUGAUGAUAUUUUCAUUCCUCAAGAAGGACUUCAACACCCUUCGAAAUUCGAUGAGCGAGAACAACUCUGGAUUUGGGAAUAUAAAGCAGAGGAAGACGAUGAAGUCCAUGAGAUGUACAUGGAUAAAGGAGAGAACAUUCGAUUUCGAGUUACUGGCGAAGUAUUUUGUGACACCACCCCAAUUCCUUCCGGGUCGGGGGAUGGGAGCUCAGUCGGUGGACAAGGUCAGAUUGGGAGUGGACCUUCGACUAGUACUGCAGGUGGUGGGGGACCAGAGCAGAGUGGAAUGGAGGAUGACAGCAGUACCAGCAAAAUACCUUACUCUUUAACUGCAUCCAUAAAUGAACCCGGGCUGGGCUUGCUAUCCUGGUGGAGCUAACUAUAAUUAACCAUUAUUAUCAUUAUUAUUUAUUUAAUGACUGGACGUAUGCAUGUACAUAUGUAAAGUAAAAUAAUCUCGCUAUUUGUUAAUAUAAUUGUUUUAAAGAUAAUGUAUAAUAUUAUUUUGACCAAGUACAUGACUAGAGGUAAUAAAUUUUUUAAACUCAA